Molecule: messenger RNA, 5535 nt
Organism: Tympanuchus pallidicinctus (lesser prairie-chicken)
Lineage: Eukaryota; Metazoa; Chordata; Aves; Galliformes; Phasianidae
Gene: ASIC5
Product: acid sensing ion channel subunit family member 5
Exons: 12
Coding region: 1838-3352 (504 amino acids)
Biological process (GO): sodium ion transmembrane transport
Cellular component (GO): membrane
Molecular function (GO): ligand-gated sodium channel activity
Source: RefSeq, a predicted model, not a curated record
UGUUUUUGAAAAAAAAGAGUGGCUGGGAUACUUGCUUUUUCCCACAUGACAAUUUUUGUGCACUUUGCUGUGUGUCUUUCCCUGAUGGAGACCCUGGCUGGUGUAAGGGCAAAUUGCUACGUAGUCGCAUUGGUUGCAGUAUCCUCUUAAAGUUGGCAGUAUAAUAAAAGAACUCAAAAGUACUGAGGACCAACUUCAAAACACAUUGGAGAAGGAAAUUGCAGUAUGUAUGAAUACAAAAUUGGUGACCACCGCUGUCAUCAGUUGGUUUUUCUAACCUUUACUGCACUAAGAAUUAAAGACUGGGUGAUUUAGAUAAGUAGACAUGUAUGGCAAGGAGUGAAUGGCAAAAAAUAAGCUCCCUGUGACCAAUUUACGGUCUUAAAAUUGUAAGCCAUUUGGGAACGAUGAACAAAUACAAGAUGAUUGGUUUUCACUCCCUAGCAUUUGCUUAAGAAUUAACAUAAAACAACCAUAAAAGAAAGAAAAUUUGAAACUGAUUUCUUUUGUAAAACAGAGAAUAUAUGACAAGUUCAUAAGCACUCUCUUUGUAAGACAUUCACUUUUUAAGAAAGAUGAAUCAAUAUUUGCUGUGUGCAGAGUGACUUGCAUUUUGUACUUCUUUAACCCUAUGCACAGCAGUAUUAACAGACCAGUAUAAUUUUGAUUUAAGAACUCAAGCAAGUUUUAAGUGAUGUAAAUGCGUUGUUUGAGUACUGUGAAUUAGAGUGCUUUGUGUUAAUAGGAAUCAGCAGAUCAGCAAAUAGCUGCUCAGCAGUGCAUUAGGUACGCCUGAGUUACAUAUAGAUGUUGAAAAACAGUUUACUGUUAAGCACUUUACUGCCUGAGCGAAUGCAAGUACUGCUCAAAGCUUACUGUGGUAGAAAGCCUCAUUCAUGAGGCAAAAGUAACAAAAGGAGGAGGCCAUCUUUCCAAGAAGGUUUCCAAGAGUGCAGAAAUGCGCUCUUCACGCUGGAAUGAGUAAAUGGAGCUCAGUGAUCUAACUUGCAGCUCAUCACUUAAGCAACGCUGCCAGAAAAUAGCCAGCAAACUGUGAAUGCCAGUGAGGCACUGAGGAACCAAGUUAGCACACCCAGGAACCCAAGCGUGCUGCAGGCAUUGAAGUGGACCUUUAUGAGAGUAAAAAAAAAUACCCCAAGAUCUCCAUCCCCUGCAGAUCAGAAAGUGAGUGUGACAGUUUUCAAAUCUUCCUGAAAGACUAACAAAGCACCUCUCGUAUUUUAACUUCCUGUUAUUUUCCACUGCCUUUCAUUAGGUGCCCAGUUGUUUACUAGAAAUUGUUUUCAAACAAUAAUACACCGUUCACUCGCCAUGAAAGUGGUUUCUGUUCCCUUUGAUAAGAAGUUAAUGGAAUGACCAACUGCAUGCAUCUUCUUCCUCACCCUCAGGGUUAGUUCUCAGGAACUGCAGCCCAUUUCUUGCUGAAGCCCACAGAAACAUGAAAUCUGCACUUGGUUAUAAAGACAGCUAUUGGAAGUGAGGGUGAGCUACAUCCUGCUGCUGGUAGGAGCUUAGAGGCAGACAUCCACUGCCCUCCAGGGAAAGGGUUCCUUAUCUACUUAAAGAGAAUGUAUUCAACUUGGAACAGGACAGUUUUUCUGAAGAUGUCUUUCUAAAACAAAAAGAAAUUAUGAAGAAUUAACUUACAAGGUGAUGCAACGAGACAGUAGACUGCAUUUCUACUAUUAUUGGUGUAAUUGGUACUUGAACAUCUGAUCCUGCCAUAAAAAUUAUCUUCUCAAAACUAAUCUUCUCUUUUACUUUGCAGACCAUGUUAUCUAAAGGAAAAACAUAGCAACCCUGGCAGCACAGCCUCAUGGACCAGCUGGGGAGAUUCACUCAAUUUGAUGCUAAAGGAAAACUGGAUCAGAUUCGACUGUACUUAACAAAGAAACUUCUGCCACGCUUGGAAGACAGAAGGAAGUAUCGUCAGGAGUUUGCCUCCUCCACAUCGUUCCAUGGAGUGCAUAAAAUUGUUCAAACACAGAGCAGCACACGCAGAGUGCUGUGGCUGCUAGUAGUCACAGCCUGUCUUGGCAUCGUCAUCUGGCAGAUCUGCAGUCGCUUUAACUACUACUUCAGCUGGCCAACCACCACUACAGUGGUAGUUCAGCAUGUGGAAAAUGUCAAAUUCCCUGCUGUGACUUUUUGCAACCUGAACAGGUUUCAAGCUCAUGCAGUGAGUAACCUUCAAAUCAUUUUUUUCCUUUGGAACAUUGCGUCUGGAAUUGUCCAAACAUUUUCUAUGGAAGACAAAUAUUUCCAAGAGCUAAAUGGCUUCCUUCUUGGAAACCAAAACUUCAGCAUUAAAGAGUUCACAAGGGAAAACGGAUUUUAUCUGAAUGGCAGCACACUGCUAGAAUGUGAAUUUUUUGGGAAGACCUGUCACCCGGAGGAUUUUGAACACAUUUUCACUGAAUAUGGAAACUGCUUCACUUUUAAUCACAACGACCUUCCAGCAAGAAGUGUGAGCUUGUCUGGAAGAGGCUUACAUUUACUUUUUGAUGUCCAACAGAAGCAAUUCACCGAUGACCCUGCCCUCGGUUAUACUGAUGCUGGUAUCACGUUUGUUAUCCAUUCACCCAAAGAGAUGCCACGCUUUGAUGGGUUAGGUUUGCUAACACCAGUCGGCACGCAUGCGCAGGUCGCGAUUCAGCAGCUGAAGUCAAUCAUUCAAGAAUAUCCAUGGGGAGAGUGCAAGCCUGAUAUCAAACUUCAGUACCAGGAUAUUUACACUACUAAUGGCUGUUUGCAGGAAUGCAAGGCCUGGUAUAUACAGGAUUGGUGCGGCUGUUCACCUUUUAUCCUUCCAGGAAAUGGAAUAGAGUGUGAUUUAAUGAAGUCUUACAAUUGUGUUUAUCCUGCAAUCCAUGAUAUAGAGGUAAAAGGAUUAUGUACAGUAGGAACCCACAACUCCACUUGCCCUGCCCCAUGUGAAGAAACACAUUACCCUACCACUGUCACCUAUUCAAGUUUUGGAGGAGAAAAUGCCAUUAAAUACAUUUCUGCAAAGCUGAAGAAGAGUCCAGAGUACAUCAGGAAGAACCUUGUGACUAUUGACAUUAAAUACGAUGAUCUGAGCUACAGAAUAACUCAGCAGCAGAAGGCCUUGACCAUACCUGAGUUGCUUGCUGAUGUAGGUGGUCAGCUUGGAUUGUUUUGUGGUGCCAGUAUGAUUACACUCAUAGAACUGCUCGAGUAUAUUUUUACCAAUUUCUUCUGGAUGUGCCUCUUUCUUCUACUGAAAGCUCCUGAAGUACCUCAGUGGAAUAAUCCACCCCAUGACCAACCAACGCACGUGGAAAAAAAGAAGAGAAUACAGGAAUGUUAAUGGCUUGGAGAGACACAAAACUAGUUGUUUCUCCAACUUCCCUUCAUCUCUAAAAUAUAAAGGAGACAGUAAUACCUUCCGUGGCACCCUUCCCUUGUACUCCUUAUCCUUCCUGUUUUAUUUAGUGCCUACAGCUAUUUAACUGUGCUAGAUAAUUUUAAGGAAAGAACUUUGGAAAGCCUCACCUUCUUCAUAUAAAGAAAAAUCUAAUACUUACCUAAGAUUUUAUUUUAAAUUGCCAUUUUAAGAAAAAAAAUCAUAGAAAAACACUACAGACAUUCAAUGCAACCUUGUACUUUUGACUUACGCCUUCUGGGUAAAGAGAAAUAACACUCAUGCUAAAGUAUUACACCAGAAGUUCCCUAACCAUUAUAAAGAUGUAUAUUGCUGUGCUGAAAAAAAAGUAGAUUCCUUAUUACUGACAAAGGCUUCAUUAUAAGGCUUACUUCUUCCAGCAAAGGACAGUGUAGCUUUGCCUAUCAGAAUCAGGAAGGUGCCUAGUAUCAAUAAAUUCUACAGCAAAUUGUCUGUUUGCCAGUAAAUGGAAAAUAAAAAUCUCAUGAGUCUGCCAACUACUAGAAAUGCAAAACUGAGAAACUUAGAGCAACGUAGUUAGCAAGAGGAUUAACACAGGCCAAGCUUACACUGUUGGACUCUGGAGACAGCGAACAAACUUGCUUUCCCUCUACUCUUUUUAAUGAGCAUCCACAACUGUAAGACAUACAGCAGAAUUAUAAUUUAAUCACAGAAAAGAUUCAUUUGUUAAGGCAAUGGAGGUACUGACCUCAUAUUUUAUAGGCUCUACUGACAGAGUUAUCACUGCUGGAGGCAAUAGAACUUAUGGAUGGCUCAGUAGGACUGAGCAGCAUAAUUUCAAUGUUAAAUGGAUAAAAAAAGAUGAAAUGCUUAAUUUAAUUCUUACUCUUGCUUUUAGUAGGAUUUAUGUGGCUUCAGUGCUGAAUCAUGCUUUCCAUGUUUUGUUGCUCUGGAUUUUCUCUCUCUAGAUUAUUGUUGUGUUUCCCUGUGCACAAUAUUCAUUUUCACACUCUUGGGCAGCAGACCAGAGUAUCAGAGUACAAGAAAGAAAGCCAUAUAAUCUAACAGAGAGAGAAUCUGUAAUGAAAUUUUGUUUGGGGAGGAGGCUGGAAAUGCUUUGAGACUUGUGUCACAUCUUCUGAAAAGUUUCACUGGCCAAUUUCCCUUUUUUUAAAAACAAAAAACAAACUACAUUCACAAGAUUACUGCUGCAAUGUAUGUGUCAGGCAUCUCUAAAGGAGCAACAGAGAAGUAAGGAUUUAUUCAAAGAGAAAAGGAAUGAUCUGGACUAGAGAACCCAGUAGUCAGGCUUGGCUCUUGCUUAUUUGGCAGACAAAUGGAGCACAGAAUGGCCUGUGUUGGGUCAGGCUUUGGAGCACACAGCAGAUUAGUUCAUUGCAGUGCCUCACCAGCAGAUGCCCCACUUACCGAAGGUUUCUCCUGCUCACAACCAUGGAGUUAAUUUCUCAGCGUGUGAUGUACAAUUUCUCACUGUAAUUUGAAUCAAUUUAUUUCUCUCUCAUGAUGAUGUAUGAGCUUGGGAAAUAUUUCUAAGGAGUUGCUGAUGAAUCUGAUGUUACUCAGCCUGAACUGAGCAGCACGGUCUAUGCAGUACAAUGUUUAGAUUGAUUUCUGAGGUAAACAAACAAAAGUAUAUAUCCAUUUCCACUCUGCAUUAAAAUAAGCUAAACAGUGAAUCUCUUAAGGAGCUUACACAAGCAUACUGAUCUACUGCUAAUUAAGGGCAAAGAAGAAUAUCCUCAAUCUUCACAAUCAGAGCUGCAUUACUAGACAAAAAUUGCUGAUGUUUGAAAGUAGACAGCUGAUUCUGCCACUAGUCUUAACACAGCUUUUUGCACUGUGUAUGGAUCGAGUGCUGGUAGAACUUUAGGAUAACAGUGCUCCCCACCUAGGCAAUGUGCCAUGGCAGCUAGAUACUAACUCUGGGUUUCUUAUGGCUCCUUUACUCACUGCUGUAGGGUUGCUCUAUAUUCUACAAAUCCAGGGAUUGUCAACCAAUUCUAAGAACUCUGGACCAAAUGGGUGCAAUUGUUUCCACAUGGUGGAAUUCUGUUCCACACAUUUCACUUCCUAUAUCCUUCCAUAUCAGAUGCCAUUUUAUCAGACUGUCCCCCUCUGCUGCCACC